CUUUGUCCCACCUCCGAGGCCAUGCUUCCUUCCCUGCCAUUUUUACCUGUUGGCUUCCUGUUAAUUGUAGCUAUGGGACAUACAUUUCAAUUUCAAGAAUCCGACUUUCUCCAGUUUCUGGGCUUAGACAAGGUGCCUUCACCCCGCAAGUUCCAAUCCGUGCCUUUUAUCUUGAAGAAAAUUUUCCAAGAUCGAGAGACAGCAACAACCACUGGGGUCUCCCAAGAUUUAUGCUACAUGAAGGAGCUGGGUGUCCGUGGGAAUGUGCUUCGUCUUCUCCCUGACAAAGAAAAGGAGCAGUUAACAAUGGCUCAGCUGGGCCUGGACUUGGGGCCUAAUUCUUACUAUAACCUGGAACCAGAACUGGAGUUGGCUCUGUGGAUCAUUCAAGAGCCUCAGGUGUGGGGGCAAUCUAUCCCCAAGCCAGGUAAAAUGUUUGCCCUGCAGUCUGUACCAUGGCCUCAAGGUGCCCUUCACUUCAAUCUACUGGAUGUGGUUAAGGAUUGGAAUAGCAAACCCCAGAAGAACCUUGGCUUAUUCUUGGAGAUUGUGGUCAGAGGAGACACAGAAUUUGCAGUAAACUUCCAGAUGGAGGCCACCUGUGCCAGACUGAGACCUUCCUUUCGUGCUUCCCUGCUGGUGGUCACCCUCAAUCCUGAGCAGUGCCACUCUGCUUCCCGAAAAAGGAGGGCAGCCAUUCCUGUCCCUCAGGCUUCUCACAAGAAUCUCUGCCGACCUCACCAGCUCUUCAUCAACUUCCAGGACCUAGGUUGGCACAAAUGGAUCAUUGCCCCCAAAGGGUUCAUGGCAAAUUACUGCCAUGGAGAUUGUCCCCUCGCUCUGACCACCUAUUUAAAUAGUUCCAAUUAUGCUUUCAUGCAAGCACUGAUGCAUGCAGUUGACCCAGAGAUCCCCCAGGCUGUCUGUAUCCCCACCAAACUAUCUCCCAUUUCCAUGCUCUACCAAGACAAUAAUGACAAUGUCAUUCUUCGACAUUAUGAAGACAUGGUAGUUGAUGAAUGUGGGUGUGGAUAGGAUCACAGAAGUAGGAAUAGAAGGAGUAUUCUUAGGGUAAAUUUUCUAAUAAAAUUACCUAUCUAGAUUAUGACCUUCUGGAUCUGAAAUGUCAAUCAAUUGUACUUAAUGAUGCAUAGAAUUACACACACAUGUACUAGAGUCUUAAUGAUCUUAGUCAAUUUCUGCUCUACUCUAAUCAUUAUGCAUGUGACAGUAUAUUAGACUCUGGAUAGAAGGAAAUGAAUUUACUGAUGGCUUUUUAUACAGGCAGGGAUUAUUCUGUGUUACUCAAGAAAUGUUAUUUCAUUGUUGCUUGAAAUAUGCACUGUUAUUUAUGUUUUCUAGAUUUUAGA
Messenger RNA from Ictidomys tridecemlineatus (thirteen-lined ground squirrel), 1370 nucleotides. Lineage: Eukaryota; Metazoa; Chordata; Mammalia; Rodentia; Sciuridae. The record is from RefSeq and is a predicted model, not a curated record.